UUACAUCCAGGCCAACGUCCUCGGGCCAAGUGGAUAUAAACGAAACAAAGUCCUGCGAAUUACAUAUCGAUGUCGAGCAGUCUUCCCACCAUCUCCAGAACGAACCUUCUUCUCAGCUCGCCGUCAACAUGGUUUGCGCUACUGUAUACUGUUCGUUUCAUUGCGGCUGGCACAGAAGUGGGAGGGAAUGUUUUCUCUUCUCAACAGCAGUUCCAUUCCAUUUACUGGUAGCAUUGUUUCUAUCUACUGAACUGGGCAGACGAGCAAUAUUGUUAUUGUUAUAAACACGGCCGCAGCAGCAGCAGUAGUCGUGCAAGUAGCAGAGACCCCCGACCGUCAACACUAGUUGAUCUAUUGGACGAUAGCGCUGUGCGAGCAGUAGGCCCAUAUCGAAGGUAUCUAACACAACAGAGCAUAGACGACGGAUAGUGGUCAAUCAGCAGCACGAGUCAAAGAGUUGGGCAUCGCGACACCAGAAAGCCCGACGAGCUACCCGCCUUCUCUCUCUCGCCAUGCGUGUGUUUCGAUAACCAUUCAGUGCACCCAGAGAGAUACACGGGCACACAUACGCAGACCCACUUACUAGCUCUCCCUCUAUUGUAUUUGAGUGCUAUGUAUGUUGUGUAUUAUGAGUUCGGUGCGUGUGUUUGAUUCUGUCUGUCGAAGUUGGAUUGUCGGUGGACAACAGACAGAUUAGCUACGGCGAAACAAAAUCAGAACAAGUCAUCAUUUGGUAGACCAGCAGUCAGUAGGAGCAGAGACAGUCGGCAACAGCUAAGAUAGGGGAAGUGUAUAUGCAGGUGUUGACGACUAACAACAAGGAACAGCAAAACAAACGAAACCUACGAAUGAACGAUCGAUUGAAUGAAGACUUUGACUACUUGAGCUGGCACUUUCGUGCGAAUCCCAGCGACCAAGAAUUCGCUAUAAGUACUUCCACUGCUACUAAUGACAGUGUGAAGGCGAACAGGCUGUGAGAGUCGUGGUUCUGUUGGUUAGUGGUAGUGCCUUGCAGAUACUGUUCAUAGUGGGAGGGAAGUAAAACGAAACAAUUGAAAGGUAACUACGAAGCAACGAGUUCGACAAUACGGUUGCGUUGGAGCAGGACACGAAGGUCCGCCGGCAAUUGUGGUACUGCGUGAGGAGGCUGUUCGUCGGCGACGUUGCCUGAAUUGUCAAGCGAUGAUGAUGCUGUUUGUCGCCGCAGCGCUAAAAGUAUUAGUACUAGAGGCUUUAGUCGUCCUGUCUAUUCUCGCCAACAAGUGAAUCAACGAGUGAUUGUGGGUAGCGCCAUUAUAGCUCGCGAAAGGGAACACGUCAGCUGCUACUACCAUUCAGCCUUGUUUACUUCUUUUUCACCUUCAUUCAGUCGUCGACGAGUUACGCAGACGAGACUUAGAAAGAGCAGCGGCAGGCACGUGUGGCAAAAGCGCGAGCCUAUAAUGUUGCCAAUAUUGAACAUGAGCUGGUCCAUGAUUUAGUCGGGCUACGACGAGUAGCCCAAUAAAGCUCGUACGGCUGAGAGCCAACAGUGCCCCCAAGACGAGGGUAGGAUUUCUUUUGGUUCCUGCUUGCUCGACCACGGCCGCGGUACGAACCGCAGCAAUCGUUCCCGAAGUGGAGGCGGUAGUGGUAAUUGAGCCCGUUGUGAGCAGCGAGACGAGCUUGCUUUGGCGUUCGUUUCGUUGGAGCGACGAUGGGCUCGGAAACAGCCGCUGGUCGAGGUGCCGGUGGAGCGCCGAACAAACUUCAGCUGAGUAUGACUGCACGCGAACUCGCCGAAAACGACGAUUUGGCCACCAGCCUCGUACUGGAUUCGUGGCUGGGCUUCCAGACGCACAAAAUGAACCUCAGAUUUCGACCAACCCGAGCAAACCAGCGAGGUCAACUUCGUACAAUCGUGGAAAAUUUUCGCAACGACCUCAACUACGAAUUGGCUUUCGAGAAACUACUCAAAGGCGGAUGGCUGCCACCAGCCUAUGUUUCAAAAGCACGUCGGGAAGCCCUUCGAGUGCAUAUUUAUCGGUACCUUAGGUUGUUUGACAAGGAGAGCGGCUUCGAGAUUCUGCCAUGUGAUCGUUACUCCAUGGAAGGUCACAUGGGUGCGCGGUUAUGCGCCACCCGACGUUGGCAGAAAAAUGACAAGAUCCCAAAUCUAGUCGGGUGCAUUGCCGAGUUAAGUGCGCUGGAGGAACGGCAAAUGCUUGUAGCUGGCCGUAACGACUUCAGCGUGAUGUACUCGACGCGCAAGAACUGUGCCCAGCUAUGGCUCGGCCCUGCAGCCUUUAUCAAUCACGACUGCCGAGCUAAUUGUCGGUUUGUCUCUACGGGACGAGAUAGCGCCUGUGUCAAAGUCCUUCGAGAUAUUGAGGCCGGUGAAGAGAUUACGUGCUUUUACGGGGAAGACUUCUUUGGCGAUGCGAAUUCGCUGUGCGAGUGCCACACAUGCGAGAGGAGAGCUGCCGGUGCAUUUCGUCUUACCGAAGAUUCGGAUACGACGGAUGCCCCGGGGGCGCUGGGAAUUGGCAACAGCAAGGCAGGUGGCUGUGUCACCAUGAACGGAGUGAUGUCGAUGCUUCCGACAGCGCGCAAAUACUCGUUCCGAGAAACCGACAAUAGGCUGAAACGUAUUCUUAGCGUAAACGGGCAUGCUGACGUACGGUCGCCCGGCAUUGUUUCUUUUGUUGAACAACAACAAAUAGUUCAACAGCAACAACAACAACUGGCCGUAGCCGACCAGCCAGUUUCGUUAAGCGGCGUACUACACGCUGCUACUGUUGCGAAUAACAGCAACAGCAGUAGCGAAAACAAUUGCAAUGGAAAUACGCACAGCAGUGCUACAAGCGGGGUUCAAAUUGUCGCAGGUUUUCGAAAACCAUCUGCUCGAAGAACAAGUUCCUCGCAUUCGUCAACGUCUGUAGCUGUGACUCCGAUGACGGCAGCGUCGGCGGCGUCUUACGAGGUAAAAAAUGCAUCUUCCACAACCUCUCUGAAAAAAGGGGACAAAUCUCAACAGGGAAUUAAUGCCACAGCGGUUACUGCCACAUGUGUGACUGACAACCGCAGUGUUUCAGCAGUCACAAAAACGAGCAGUCACAAAAUAGUCGAUAAUUCUAAUUCAAGGAUAACUUUGUCUUCGGUAAUGUUACCCUCAUCGACGAGUCAACGGUUGACGAGUUCGCUCGAUGUAGUUAAUUGUGCUUCUCAGUUGACGCAGAAUUGCCGCCAGAAGCAACAACAGCUACAACAACACCAGUUAAAAACAGAAGAAUCCAACUCACAACAACAACAACAACGACAACAACAAGAACAGAAAAGUCAUCAACAGCAACUACCUCAGAGUCAUCCAUCAUCACCACAACAACAACAACAACAGCAACGGCAGCAGCAGCCGCUGCAAAGAACGCAAAACCAGAUUCAAACGCACAUUACUCGAUCUGCGCGAAUCAAGUCGCAGACCACCACGACGACGACGACUACGAGUACAGCUUCAGGCAAAAGUACUCUUAAAGGAAAUCACGGCAGCCAUAAUCAUACUAAUAACAGUAACACCGAGAACCAUGAACAUGGGGGGGUUAGAUUACGAAAAUCGGCAGCGGGCCUGGGAAUGGGCCUGGCUAGAGGGUCAGCGACAGCUGCCUCCGGUGGACUCAUGCCGAUCAGCGGUUCACGCGAGGCCACGCAAGCGGCAGCAGCAGCAGCAGCUGUUAGCGGUGGUCGAGGCGUCGAUGCCGGAAGCAGUGUAAACUCAGUCGCAGGCCAUAAUCAUACUAACCAGGUCGUAACUGAUAGCGGUGAGAAACCAAAGCCACGAACGCGGCCAGGCCAACUGCAGGUUCACAAAGUAAGUAGUCAAAGCGGUCCUGAUGGGGAACCACCGGAGCAGUUUAUUGGCCACCGCCGCCGUCAACUUGGCGGCCAGCAGCAGCCACAACAACAACAGCAGCAGGUGGAUAGCGCUGCAAACUCGUUGCAUCGCCCCUCGUCGCGCGACCAUAGCCCGUUGAAGCUGACGAUCAAGAUGGAUGCCAAUCACCUGUACCAGGUGUACCCGUCGUCCGAGAAGGUGCGUCCGAAUAUCCGUCAGGUAGGCGGAGCCGUCGGCGUAGGCCAUACACACAGGCAGACGGCAGCAGCACCUACUGUAGCGGCUGGUGCCGCUGGCGGGGUUACUGGAAAAAACGCAACUGGUCGAAAAGUUGGGAGCGAUCGGUCACCGUUAACGCGCGCGCGUCGCGCUUUUUCGUCGGGGAACCUGAGCCAGGCGAAGCGUAUCCGGUUGAUUGUUGGCACAUACUCGAUUAACAUCGAUCUCACCAAACGCGAGCGGGACCGCUAGCCUCCAAAAGUCAGCGCCUUCGUGUUCCUUUGAUUUUCAUGAUUUUUUCUUAUCCAACAAUUACGGUUUUUAAGAGAGUUGCUGCAUCUGGCGAUGAUUAUGACCAUGAUUACGGCAGUAAGAAGAACGAGACUGUAGAUAGGAUAACUAAAAAGAACACGUUUUAAGAAAAGAGCAAAAAGUGAGGAUUAUACCAAUGAUUGCAUACUAUCACAACGUGUAGGGGCAAAAUAGGCAGAUAGUGCUCUCAUAGGUUUUGUUUGCAUUGAAAGCAAAAUCAGCGUGUGAAAGUAGACGACUUACCGGUGGACGCACGCUGGGGAAAAUUUGGGAUUGUUUUAGUAAGAUUUGAGCAACAAGGCCUUUUGCUUGUCGCAACGUCAGCAACGUAAUGCUGAGACGUUCAGUAUUCAACAUAUGGACGGUUUUUAGAUGCCGCGCUUAACCGUGUUUGACCGUGUUGCAUUGAUAUGUGACAUAUUUUGGAUCCGAUCAAUUGCAUAAAGGCUUGCAGUUCUAGGAUCAUUGGGUUUCUCCAUGUAACUUGUUUAAGUAAUUUUAAUGUUUGUGUGUUAAUGCUUGGUGAGUAUACGAAACCGGUGUAGGGCAAUAGCCCUAAGUAUCGUAGAUUACUUUGGUAGAUUAAUCUGAGGGUCACAGUCAAUUGAACUUUGAGGAGCCGUAUCACCUUCUUUGUAGAUAACCUUCGGUUUUUUGAAAAUCGUUGAGCGAUCUCUUCUUCUUUCGCCUUUCGAAUUAGCCUUCGAGGGCAAAACUUAUAAACUAUGGAGCCGAUUAAAGCACGAAGGCCUAGUGCGUAAAAAAAUGAACAAAUUAUUUUCUUUUCUCAUUCGCAAAAGCGUGACUGCACUUCCACAGGUAUCGUGCGCACUGACUACUGACCCAGCGGAUCCAUGACGCGCCACUGGCAAGAUCGCAACAAAACCAUCUCACAAACACUGCCAUAUUGAUUAACUGAUAGAGGGGUGCGCAAUGAGUCGUGAAAGUUACGUGCUGGUGAAGAAUGUUCGAAACAUCCAUACGAAGUAUGCUGGUGCUUUUGGUGCUUCUGGUUUUAGUAAGGUUUUGACGCCAGUUAACGCGCAAGUUCCUCAGUUAUACGGUAAUGGACCAUACUGGUCGGCGUUUAAAAACGGUGUGAAGUAUGGGCUUAAAUGUUCAGGCAUUUUACGUAGGCGGAAUGUAAAUUGACUUAAUUGAAACAAAAGCCAUCGCAUACAACGAACCUCAGUCAUAAUUAGCCGGUCUCGCCUCUUAUAUGCUCUCUAAAUUUUAUUGUAGUUAAUGUUUUUACUUAAUAAUCUUAGUGAAAAAAUUUUCUCCGCUAAAGCUGUAACCACGAUCGUGUUAAUAAACCAACUAAACGGGGCUGAAAAGUCUGGAUACCUGGCCAUACAACAUCUUUAAAAUUAGCUAGGAAACCCGAACAUAAAUGUAAUUUUCACAGACAUAAUGACAAUUAUGAUAAUAAUAUAUUGAACGUACAACAAUAAUUAGUCGAAUCGAGGAAAAUGGCACGUCAAGGAAGCUACGAAACAACAGACGUGUGGGAAGAUGAAAAGCUGUUUUUCAGUGGUAUAUCCGCAAGAAAAAGAAUCUAUUGCAGUUAAUUUUAUGAUAUUAGUCAGUACAACUCCUGUGGUAGAAGAAAGGUAUAGCCCUAAGUCAUGUCCGAUUUCAAAAGUUUGCGCGAGGUGAUUAUCACCCAGAUGAGAGGCUGAGUUAGGCGACAGAAUAAUGGGAUGAUUAGAGUCUUUUCCGUGAGAAGAUUUCCAUCGAUAGGGUUAACCAGUACUGUUGAGUUAUGAAUGAUCGUGGGUGCCAUCGUACAUCAUAGACAAUUCAAACAAAGAGAGAAUAGCGAAUUAAUUAUUCCGUGAAAUAGAGUACAGACGAAAGAAUGAGCUGGUUUGUGGUCUGUGGUUGAUAGGCAAAUAAUGAACUCAACGAAAGGUGUCCUUCGUAGGACCAGUACCGACUUAACGAGCGACGCAACCUGUACUAUGGCGUGCUACAGACCGUCCUCGCAUGGCUUAAACGUGUUGACUUUUGAAUGGAGCUGGACAAAAAAUGUUUAUGGGGGUAAAAUGGCGUAAAUAUUUGGUGGUUUCAGAUAAGAGUUAAAAAAAUCCGUUAGGAAGAAGAUUGCUUAGCUAAUGCGGCAGUGGGUUGGUCUACAAACAAACCUAUGGAUUUAAAAAAUUGUAGGAUUUAAAAGAAGUCGAUACUCGCGAUAGCCAGGUACAUGCACACAAAAGAAUUCAAGCUAUGACAGAUACGCGAGGGGUGGCUAGUAAUAGACAACACUGUUGAAAAAAUAGAAGAUUCGUUUUGAUCGAUCGGUGUGCUUACGUCUAUGUACCAGUUUACGAACAGAUCCCACAUCGGGUUGGGGAGUAUUAAGGGAGGAACUGUUGGUUAUUAUUGUAUCUUCGAGCGUUUGUAGAUGCUCUGAAUGGGAAAAAGCGUUCCAGUGAGAGAUUACGAAAAGCUGUGUACAUCUCUGUAGAAUUUAGUCGAACUGGUUGACGCUGCUGUAGCGAUUAAGGGACGCAAACAAAAAAAAAACUGAAACAAAGAGGGAGGAAGGGGGGUAUGGGGUGAAAUAUAGGUGAAUUUGGACGCCAGCAGACUUAUCUCAGCGGAGUCGACCCUAUUUUUCAGCUCCGUUCGGACCGGGAGCUCUGCUUUAAGCACGAGCCGGUUGUUGGUUUCGCUCGGUGACGAUUAGCCGAGCAGGCUGGGCGCGAGGUUGCUGCUGGGGCUAUAGCAGGAUCGAAGGCGUUCGAAAAUCGAGAUAAGAUUUGUGGUGAUUUCAAGAGUGGUGGCUGUGUUGGCGGAGUGGCAAUCAGGCAAGACGUAAGUGCGACGGCGGGCUUAGUCGUGCCAAGUUCAAAACAUAUUGAACUUGAGCUAUCAAGUGCGGGAGAUGAGUACGGCAAACUAGCGCUGGCUAUGGCGGCGAUAGCGGUAACGGCGGCAGCAGCAGCAGCAGCAGCAGCAGCAGCGAAAGGUGAUGUAGCUGUUACUGCUGUAAGAGGCAGGUAGGCAAGCAGAUGUCGACGGCAUCAACAAGACGAAAGUGUUAACGCCCAGAGGUAACUUGGCGAUGACGAUAUCAGGCAAGAGACUAGACAAAGAGCGGGGGUUAGGCGUGUCAAGAACAGGAGAUCAAGCAUUAAGAAACAAAAGUAGGCUGGUACUACAGUGCUGGUCACAAAAUGCGGCUGUGUCCCCGAAUCGAAACAAAAAAGGAAGUAGUUACUAUGUACGAUCCGGAAGCCCUAACAACGUUCGCAAGUUCCAUCUGUUGAAAAUGUUUGGCCUUUACGGUUUGUGCUAAAAGGGUUCGGCACCGAUCGGUUGUUUGGUGAGACCUCUCUUAAAAACUAGCGCGCGUGUACAUGUGUGUGUGAGUGUGUGUGUGUGUGUGUGUGUAUAUGUUUGUGUUUAGUAAUGUCGUAUGUAGUAUUUUCGAGAUUUUCUUUGAUUUGUGUCACUGUCGUUUCGCUUGCUUUCAGUGCCUCUUUCAUAGUAACUAGUAAAGCAUGUGCUCGCCACCGUGCUACUUGACAGUCGGCUUGCGAUGCCUACUAUAGGUCCUGCUAAUUAAAUAAACAACUGCACGACUACCGUAUGCUUCGCUGAGAAAAAGCAGACAAACGUGCAAGUUGGUACGGCUUCUUCAAAGGUAAUUAAUUAAAGCAGAACUCGUAAAAUAUUUUUCAACUUUUACGAAAACUUGAAUUUGCCAGUAUUAAUAUUAACUUCGAUAAAACAGAUUGCUGAAAUUGAAUUGAUCGUUUCGAUGGGUUUUGAUUGUGUUACGAAAAUCCUGCACCGCUUAUAGUCGUUUACUACUAUAUAAUAUAAAUAUAGCAUAAAGUGAUUUAUGUAUGUUCAACAAAUUCGGACAAAGAAAAAAAGUAAGUUUUCGUACAAAAAUGAAUCACUCUCAAAUAACUUUUUCAAUUCGUAGGACAUUUGUGCAGUUGAACAAUGGAUUUUCCCUAGCACGCUCGAUUCAUUUUGCUGGCACCGUAAUGUAUACAUUGUGUUCAGCUUGCAUAUUUUCCUAUAAUAGUUCCUAUGUAACUUUGUUUUCUUUUGCCAUUAAAGUGGUACUGCAAUGGGUUAUCGGAACAGUUGUCUGCGAGGGUAAUUGGGUUUAGUCAGAUUUGCCGGAGACGUUUGUUUAUAGUUAACAAGAUAUAAAGCACUGUAUAGAGAACUCUUGAUAGUGUAGAUGUGUUUGUUCUAGAAAAAGCGCUCAAUAACACAGUGUACAGAUAGAGAUAAAGGUGAACGUGUAAAAAUUUACUGCUUUUUUUUUUUUUUUUUUCGGGUGAACGAUUUGCAUGAUGUUUGAAUAGAGACGACAAACGAAAUGAGAACAGGAUGCUAUAUAGAACCUAAAGUUGUUUGAGCAAUUAAUCGGUGUUAGGAUGUAUGAUUGCAACGAGCGAGCUGAUUAUUGUGAAUAAUAAUUUAUAGUUUAUGGGUUAGUGUUAUAAUUGCGGGUAGCAAAAAAGAUAAUAGCAGCAGGGCAAAUAUCUGCCCUCUUCUCCUAGCUUAGACGGAGAAUUUAUACUGUGAGGUCAAUGCUCAUUUAUACAUACGGUCGUUACAGGUUUCAGUCGAAAAAACUUUUUCGUCGCACAGACGAAUGGCUCAUCAUUGAGUCAUGGCGAUUGAACGUAAAUUUUGUCUGUUCAUUAUUAUUGAUUCUUUAAUCGAUUUAGAGGUUAUUACCGCGUAACAGCAUGAUAGGUAUUGGGAAAUUCAUUCAAAAAUUGAUGUUCUCGAUAAUGAUCAUUGGAUUCCAUGUUAGAUGCGUUGUUAUCAAUAUUAAUAUUAGAAAUAACUCCAAUUUAUAAUUAUUCUUUUUACCUCCAAUAUUGUUGCCUAUGAAGACCUAAUCUUCAAUAACUCGUUAUUGGCCAUUUUGGUUGAAGCAAUGCGGUAGCUUAUCUUAAAACAUUCUAACCUGUGGCAUUUGAUUAUAUCAACCAACAACAGUGAGCUAAUAAAUAUAUAGCCAUGUGAUAUAAGUUGACCAUUGGGUGCCACAUAGAAAUUAAGUAACAAUGGACUUCGGCGUAACAACGGGAGUAAAAUUAUAAUCCGUUUAACCCAGUUAAUUGUAUACUGUUCACACAUGACGAUUUUAUUGGCAUACGAAACCUUUGGUAAAGGCUCGAAAUUAAUGGUUCUUAGAAAGAAAAAAUAUAGGUUAGCCUUUUACCUGUAGAGGAAGCUAAAAAUCUCUCGAUUGAAUAAGCCAUUUUGCGUUCAUGCUCAGAAUGCGAGUUAAAUUUGUGGGCCGUUUUUCGUCAUGAACAUAGGAACAAGCAAAAAAAAAUUGCCAACGAUCAAGAAUAAGUGUCCUGAAUGUAAACAUCAUCUCUUCAAGAAUUAUUCUGAUGCUCGAAUAUAGUAGAAAAGAACUGCUAGAAACGGGGAAUAUUAAAGCGACAUUUAUAGACCGUGACAUCUGCUUUGGGCGGGUGGAUGAGGACUGUGUUGUUUGUGAGCGUACGCGGGUCUGUUUGUUCGCAGAUUACCAAGGAGGCCAAAACAAAGUAUCGGAUCGAUAAUUCGCUGCCACGGCUCUUUCGAAAUCUGUGAGUCAAUGCGGAGGUACGAGUGUCAGGUGGAAAGCGCAAAGGAUAACGAAGAUCGAGCGAAUGAGCUUGCGAAAGGUAGAAACGAAGCGAAGAAAUUAUAUACUAUGGAAAUUAUUAUUAUUAUAUUGUACUGACAAGAUGUGAUGCUAGGAAGGCCGACGAGGGUUCUGUAUUGAACUACGCUGUAGUGUAUAUAUAAGACUGUAAAUAAAUUGUUACGACAGAGGUCAUGAGGUGAAAAGGAAACAAAGCAUUGUCUUUACCGUCUGAGAGUAGAAUAAUGAAAUAACAAAUCACUGAAAAAACCGCUGAUAAGUCUAGCAAAUCUAUAAAAGCCUAAUGACUUUAAGAAUGGUUUACGUUAAUGCUUGACAUAGACCAUUUUAAUGCGAUCUAUUUAAAGCAACAUUGUUCAUAAUUGACUGUAUAUUCACUUGUGAUCGUGUUACCUUCGUUGUUGUAUUCGUUCCUUAAAAACAACAGGGCUAUCAAGGUGUUAUUACCGUAUCACGAGUUCUAUUUAUACACGAAAGCGUAAGUGUUCGAGAAAAGUAUUUACAUUAUUUCAUGCAUAAGAAUUACCAAUUACAACUCAGUAGUUGCAUUUUCUAUUUAGGACCUAUCAGGGAUCUAAAAGCGUCGAGUCCGCUCGAUAGGCGCUGUCUGGUAAAUACCUGUGUCAUCGAUUUAGUGCCGCGCGGAUAAAGCCUGUGGCUAUUUAUAUUUCUAUCGAGUGUUCGUAUAUGCUGUAACGGCCAAGUUUUCAACUUCAAACAAUCAUGCAAAAUGCUAGAAACUCUGUACUAUUAAUGAGGCUGAAUUUGACUCUGUGUUGGUCGUUAAUCGCUAUGCAUGACGCGAUCAAGUCGUCGACGAUCUUCGAUAGAUGUUCUAUAUUUGUCAGCGAACGUCAAUUACUAUAAUAGCAUUUGGAGCCAGCCAUCAAGCAAUGGCUAUUGUUAGGCUCAAGUAAUUAUUUCGCUUUUAGGGUUAGAUACAAUUAACGGACUCGACAGACAGAGUUAGCUUCACUCGCCAGUCGAUAUGAAUAUCCCAGAAAAUACGAUGAUCACCCCAGAUAAUGUUACUAUGCUGGCAAAAGCCUGAUUAAACUGUACACAGGAAUAUUGUCCUGAAAAUGGAAGCUGCACACUUACA
Varroa destructor (honeybee mite) is the source of this 11145-nucleotide messenger RNA. RefSeq lists its product as uncharacterized. Gene Ontology annotation, molecular function: protein binding; histone H4K20 methyltransferase activity. The record is from RefSeq and is a predicted model, not a curated record. Lineage: Eukaryota; Metazoa; Arthropoda; Arachnida; Mesostigmata; Varroidae. Gene Ontology annotation, cellular component: nucleus.